Messenger RNA from Diaporthe amygdali, 1449 nucleotides. RefSeq lists its product as uncharacterized. The record is from RefSeq and is a predicted model, not a curated record. Gene Ontology annotation, molecular function: G protein-coupled receptor activity. Gene Ontology annotation, cellular component: plasma membrane. The transcript is spliced from 3 exons. Lineage: Eukaryota; Fungi; Ascomycota; Sordariomycetes; Diaporthales; Diaporthaceae. Bases 1 to 1449 code for a protein of 482 amino acids. Gene Ontology annotation, biological process: adenylate cyclase-activating G protein-coupled receptor signaling pathway.
AUGGCUUACGACAGUCUCGUUGCCAGUUUUACGCUCGCUGGCAGCAUGACCUCCUGUAUUGCAACGUCUUUUGUGCUGCUCUCUUAUCUCAUCUUCCGCGACCAGCAACAUUCCUUCCGGCACGCCUUGAUUCUGAACCUCGCCAUGGCUGAGUUUAUAAAUACUCUGAACAACUCCAUAUCGGGCUUCAUUUAUGUCAAGAACAGGAAGCUGACUCCUGGUCCUGCUUGCACUGCAAACGGCUUCAUCGGGCAGCUGACGGUUCAAGCUGUGGACUUCACCAUCCUUGCAAUUGUCCUUGUGACGCUCCUAACCAUCACACGUAAAACUUACCUCCCUGACGUCUCAGUCUGGGCAAAGGCCCUGAUCUGCGCUUCUACUUGGAUAAUCCCGAUCAUCACCAGCGUUGUUGCUGUCUCACUGAAUGUGAUGACGCCUGUCAGUGGAAAUUGGUGUUGGAUUACUGCAAAGCGGCCAGAUCUACGAUACGGCCUUACUCACGGCUGGCGAAUUGGAAUCAUCUUCCUCACAGUCCUGCUUUACGUCUAUAUCUGGUGGUUCGUCCAUCGCCACUUCAGAGCCUUAUUCGGUUCUCGCAGGGGCGCUCGAUAUGGCUACAAUCCCGUAACUGGCGCCGUGCACACAGAGAGUGCCAAGUUGACGAGAGAAAGGCUGGAAGAGUCCCAAGGGACCACUCUGAUUGGAGACAUGGAUACGAGGCCUCUAAGCGAUAUAAGGGACGACCCGAAGGAUUCAAGUGACGGCAGAGACGAUGUGACAAUGUCGGACUUCUCAUUGCCCAUUCAGGGGAUCGAAGAGGUCACUGGCACAGAACGGGAUCUCGUGUCAACCGUGACAAUACCAGCACCCAGCGUCGGCCAUGCAGACGCGAAACGCAACUACAGCCGACAUUUCCCCACGCCUGAAAGCGACAAGCCCGAAAUCUGCCCCCGGGUCAGGCACUCUGUCGACGUGCGAGUGAGCAUCGCAAAGAAAUCAUACUCGUGGCUCCCACCAGGUAUCCCGCCAGGGUCGUCGACGCGCAUCACCCCACACACCGAAACUAAAAUCACAUCCACACGCUGCUCGCGUGCGGCGCCUUCGAAGCCCCAGAGACACAUGUCUGUCUCACAGAGGGACGCUGGGGCCCAAUCCCGAGCGCACCAGGUCGAGAAGGAGAUCCGACGAAUGCUGCUCCUGAACGCCUACCCGACCUUGUACGUGUUGUUGUGGAUACCGGGCAUCGUAAACAGGUUCAUGGAGGCGACAGGAAACACGCCGUCGAAUCCUCGCGCCGUGGCUGCUCUGCAGAGCACCAGCCAAUUCGUCGGGUUCGCCAACGCGCUGACCUUCGGGGUGAAUGCGAACAUGAGGCGGCGCAUUAGCUCGGCGACCGCCGGGGCAGCGCAGGCACUGAAAGCAAAGUCGGAGGCAUGGCGGAAUGUGUAG